AUGACGACGUCCCCGUCGCCACCGACGUCGCCAUGGCCCUGCUGGCCGUCCCCGUCGCCAAGCGCUCGACUGCCGCCGCCGCGCUCGCGUGCCUGCUGCACGCGCCGCCCUGCUGGCCGCGACCCCGCUGGUCGCCGGCGCCGCCGUGCUGGCCGUAGCCCCGCUGGCCGCGCCGCGCAGACCCGCCGUGCUGGCCGCCCCUGCAGCGUGCUGCCGCCCGCCCCACUGGCCGGCCUGGCAGCCGCCGGCGCCGCGAGCCGUGGCCGCACCACGCGCUGGCCGCGCCGGCCGCGCCGCGCCGUGCCCUGCUGGCCGCGGCCCGGUGGUCGCCGCGCACCGUGGCCUGCCGCCGCCUCACGCGCGCUGGUCUGGUCGCGGUCGCCGCGCGCCGUGCCCUCGCGUCGUGGCCCGCCGCCGCGCCGUUGA
Molecule: messenger RNA, 426 nt
Organism: Aegilops tauschii subsp. strangulata
Lineage: Eukaryota; Viridiplantae; Streptophyta; Magnoliopsida; Poales; Poaceae
Source: RefSeq, a predicted model, not a curated record